AUGAUACCUAGACCCAUAUCGCCACCCCUUUCACCUCGACCAGCCCUCUCUGACAUAACCUACAGUUUAGGUAAUGGUCAGCCGACACUCAUCGGUACACCUGACGCGAUCAAACCUGUAUCGAGAUCAAUUGAGGCUCGGGUCUCAUCAGGGCAAGAUGUCAUGAUACAAGUGAGUGUCGAGCUUUUUGAAGAAUCCAUCGCAUCAGAAUAUCCCAACGAGAAGCGAUUCGGUUUAGAAGGUUGUGAAUCUUUGGUUCCCGGUAUGAAAGCACUCAUUGAUUGA
This is a messenger RNA of Kwoniella shivajii, 285 nucleotides long. RefSeq lists its product as uncharacterized. The record is from RefSeq and is a predicted model, not a curated record. NCBI's taxonomy places the organism in Eukaryota, Fungi, Basidiomycota, Tremellomycetes, Tremellales, Cryptococcaceae. Bases 1 to 285 code for a protein of 94 amino acids. The transcript is spliced from 2 exons.